AUGAAACCCGCUUCUCCUGCACUUUCCAGAGCAAGGACAGGUGGAGUAUCAGAUGAGGCGGCGCAGUUGCGAAGGGCCGAAGUACCCAAAAGGGCACUGAGGACAGCGGGGUCCUUCAACGAGCGAGCUCCGCCCGUUUGGUUGGUCGGAUCAGGACAGGGAAAGGCGGAGGAUGAUGAUGAUGCCUGCAGUAGUGCCGACAGUGUACGCAGCGGCUAUCAAGAGCAAGAUGCAUCGGAGCAGCCCGUCACGCCCCAAAGCCCGGCAAGCCAUGGAGUCUCAAGCAGCUCGGAAGGGACCCCAAGCGACAUGAGGAAGGCACCUCGGAUGAGCGAUGUGAAGAAAGACAAGGCAGAGUUGCCAGCUGUUGCUGGUGCAGAACGGAGGCCAGCUUCAGGGAGUUCUGCACGAGACUCUUUACGGAGCCCACAGGGCACAAGUCCUCCUGCACCCGGCGUCCAGACGACGGUGGAUCAGGUCGAGAUUUCAGUAAAUGCCAGCACUGCUGGCGAGUGGGUGAAUAAAUUGAAGGCGCUACAGGAUGUUGCCGACGAGCAUUCCUCGUGCGCCUGCAGGAUUAUGGGCCACGUGGAGGAUAUGUUUCCCGAGGCGCGUGAGUUCUCCAGCUCGACCAAGUCCAAGAUUCUGGACGAGAUCUUCUUGCAGCUUGAGCUGAGCCGGGAGCUCCUGGAGCGACAUGCCCAAGGCCUCAUUGGGACGGACUUGGCCGAGCUCAAAAUGAUGAAAGCAGAGUACAAGAGACUAGAUGACAGAUUGGUGAGGAUGAACAAGCUGUUUGCGAAGGAGGUGAGCAGUCUUCGAGAUUUGCUCCAGAAGAAGAAAGAGGGUGUGGCACCGGCUGCUCCACCCAAGAGCAGCUACGAACCACUCAUGUUCAUGGAGCCCGCUCAGCGGGGUUGGUUGCUUGGUCUUCUCGAAGAGAAGCUGGAGGCGAACUGCCAAUGUGACCCACCAAAGUUGUGGCAACAGCCGAUUGCAGCCAUGGCACAGCCAUCAAGCUCAGCAGGCGGGGGACCCUUGUUUCGAACCCGCCCCACAAGCAGCGUGCCGAGUGACGGCACUGUGGCUGACAUCUUGGACGCGCGCGCCAGACGUCGAGAGGCCUACAACUCCCGCAGGAGCAGCUGUCCACAGAUUCCUUGCAGGAGCCAAAGUUCGCUCAGCAUAGUGGAAGUUGUCCUUUGCCCGCUUCUCCUUUGUGCAUGUAUGCUCCGAACUAUUUUCCAGCUUCUUUGGACAAGCCUGACAGGAUUGUUGCACUGCAUGAUGCACCUGCACUUCCUGCUCGGAGCUGUGGUAGCUUUCGCGGUGAUGGCUGCUGCUUCUUGGCAAUUCUGCAUGGAGGUUCAAGCGCCUGCACCGUCCGUGCAUGUCGUUUGCAGAGCCGAAUCGCCUACAGCUCUGCAGGUUCGAGACGUAGCGCGAACCGUGAGUACGUCGAUUUCGCUGAAUUGGGCGUGGUUGACAAAUAUCGUGACCGAGCUUGAGCACCGAGUUUCACAGCUACUGUUACGUGGUCAGUGCCCGUACCGUACUCCUGAGGAAGCACGAGAAGCCUGCUUGUCUCGCUCAGAUUCGUUGGUACUGCGCCGCGCCAGCGACUGCUCUACCCUGCGCAGAGCAUACUACGACGGCCAGAAGCAGGUUCAUCCAGACAGGCUACGACUCCUGCAUCCAGCUUGCGACACGGAAGUCUUGCAGGCGUGCAGCGUCGCGCUGAAUCUGGCCUUUGAGCACCGGAGAGCUGCUCUCUCGGAAGCGAAUCCGGACAUCGAGCGAAGAGUCAACGCUGCGGAGCUCGCACGCCUGCGGGAUCUCUUCAAAAAGGAGCAGCAGAGCUCGUUGGAACGGAAAGUUGCCAAGCUAAACGAGGAAGAUCAAGCAGCAAGGAAGCAGAUUGCUGUCCUGGAAGCCUACAACGAGAAGUUGAAGCUGGAGAUAAGAAAGAUUGAUGAUAGCGGCUCUUCGACUUCAACAUUGGUGGACGGGCUAGCGCCCGAGGGCAGCGCAAGCCUCGUGGUCGCGAAACAGACUUCUGGCUCGAGUGCCGCAAUGUCACCUCCUGCUGGCAAGCCCAAAACUGGCCGGCCAAAGAGGGGCGCAACCUUCACAAGAGCAGGCUCUGGUGAAGAAGUUGGAGCUCAGGCGGCGAUGCCUGACGUCUUGCAACUCCCCGAAGGCUCCUAA
Messenger RNA from Symbiodinium sp. CCMP2592, 2208 nucleotides. The record is from the annotation of a GenBank genome assembly. NCBI's taxonomy places the organism in Eukaryota, Dinophyceae, Suessiales, Symbiodiniaceae.